Colletotrichum navitas is the source of this 375-nucleotide messenger RNA. RefSeq lists its product as uncharacterized. Gene Ontology annotation, molecular function: RNA binding. Gene Ontology annotation, cellular component: pICln-Sm protein complex; spliceosomal tri-snRNP complex; U5 snRNP. Bases 1 to 375 code for a protein of 124 amino acids. NCBI's taxonomy places the organism in Eukaryota, Fungi, Ascomycota, Sordariomycetes, Glomerellales, Glomerellaceae. Gene Ontology annotation, biological process: RNA processing; spliceosomal snRNP assembly. The record is from RefSeq and is a predicted model, not a curated record. The transcript is spliced from 3 exons.
AUGAAGCUCGUCAGAUUUUUGAUGAAGUGCGCCAACGAGACUGUGACAAUUGAGCUCAAGAAUGGCACCAUCGUCCACGGCACCAUCACCUCCGUCUCGCCGCAAAUGAACACGGCGCUACGCACGGUCAAGAUGACGCCCAAGGGUCAGGACGCCGUCUCUCUCGACACGAUGAACAUCCGCGGCUCGACCAUCCGAUACUUUAUCUUGCCCGACUCGCUGCCGCUAGACACGCUGCUCAUCGACGACGCGCCGAAGCCCAAGAACAAGGCGCGCAAGGAGGCCGACCGCGGCACUGGCGCACGCGGCGGCAGGGGCGGUCCUAGGGGAAGGGGAAGGGGCGGCGGACGUGGUCGCGGUCGCGGACGGGGUUAA